AUGGUUUUUUUGACAAAACCAAUACAACAUAUUAUAUGUUAUCAAAUAUUAAUUGAAAACAUUCUUAAACAUAUACCUAAAUUUCAUAAACAACGACAAUUACAUUUACAUCGUUCUAUAAUGAAGGUACCAAAUGAAAAAGGAUUAUUAACAUUUUUAUUUAAUGAUUUUCUUUUAUUUUCAACUAUAAAAACAUUAUCAAACAAUUGGCAAUCACAAUUAUUUGAGCCGAAAUCAAGUUUACAAUCAAAAAAUUCCCGACUACCACUAUUAUUAGCUAAUGUUAUUGCUGCUAAUGAGAUACCUAAUGAUCAAUUAAAUUUCUUUUUAUUAGGACGAAAAUUAAUGAAAAAUUAUUACUUUUAA
Messenger RNA from Rotaria sp. Silwood1, 366 nucleotides. NCBI's taxonomy places the organism in Eukaryota, Metazoa, Rotifera, Eurotatoria, Philodinida, Philodinidae. The record is from the annotation of a GenBank genome assembly.